AUGUUAAUUGGUAUAAGAUAUUAUGCUUUAGAAUUAUUGAAUCGUUGUUACAAUCUACGGUUCCUCCGCCUAUUACGUAGGAAUUAUAGAUUAUUAUUUCCCAAAUGGAUAAAUAAUGAUACUUUCCCUUUAUAUUCUCUUUUUUUAUCAAUUUUUUUAUUUUGGCUUUAUUAUGAGAUUUUUUGUGUUUCACCAGUUUGUCCUUAUUAUACAGGACCUGAAUUAACUCCAUUAAUUAAUAAAUUCAAAUCUAUAGGGAAAACUUAUAAACCUACACUCUACCUUUUUAAUUCAAAAUUACAAUGGAUUUUCCUCCUUAUUUAUUGUCGUCUUGAAUUAUUUUAUAAAUUAUUUAAUUAUAAACUUUGUUUACAAAAUUCUUUAUCAUUUUAUAAAUUAAUUUAUAAUUUCUUCAUAUAUUUUUUAAAAAUUUUAUUGAAUUCGUUCUUUUUUAAAAAGAUUUUCAAUUCACAACCUAUUAUUAGUUUAAGAGAAGCUGUAGAAGGACAUAAUUCUUCUAUUGUUAUAUUAGAUUGGUAUUUACCAAAAUGGAUUUCACCACAAUGUGAACAAUGUACAUUAUUUAAACAUAUUAAUACUAUUAAUCCAACUAAUACAUUACCUAAUGAUCCAGAUAUAACUAAAUUCAUUAAUACCAGUAAAACUACUACCAAAUCCACUAAUAAACUGAGUAGUAAUAAAUUAAAUAGAAAUGUAAAUAGAAAUGUGAAUAGAAUAAAUGAUAUGGAAAUGAAUAUGGAAGAGAAUACAAGAAUAGGUAAAGGUAUAAGAAAUAGGAAAAUGGAACAAGAUUAUUUUAAAAUGUAUACUAUACAGUCUGUGGAAUUUCAAGAGAAUAUGAAAAUUGUUAAUUCUGAUACUGAUAUAUCAGCAAGUUCGGCUUCAUAUAUUUCUGAAGAUUCUAUUAAUUCACCAAAUUCUUUUACACCUAAACAUAUACAUAAACAUACUCUACACAAUUCCAAUAGUAUGUAUAGGGAUAAUAAUAUGUAUAGGGAUAAUACUCAACACAGUACCAAUACUGUGUAUAGGGACAAUAGUAUGUAUAGGGAUAAUACAAUGUAUAAUAGUAAUACUAUGUAUCAAAGUAGUACAAUGUAUAAGGAUAAUACAGUAUAUAAUAGUAAUACAAUGUACAAGAGUAAUACAAUGUAUAAAGGGAAUACAAUGUAUAAAAAUAGUACUAUGUAUAAUAUUAGUACAGCCAUUAAUACUAUGUAUCCUAAUACUAUAGAUAAUAUUAAAGCAUUAGAUAAUAAUACUAUGGAUAAUAUUAGAGCAUUGGAAAAUAAUACAGUGGAUAAUAGUACUAUGGAUAAGGUUAGAGUAUCUGAUGUUGGUACACCUGUUAAUAUUAGUAAUAUGGAUAUGAAUAUGGUAGAUGGUGUAAUGGAUAGAAUGAAAUUAGAAGAUGAAAGAAAUAUAUCAUCAGUAAUAUCUGAUCAAAGUUCUGAUAAAUUUGAUCCAUACUUUUAUAAAUUCAUUGAUAAAGAUUUUGAUAAAUUUCAUAAAACUGUAUUUAAUGAAUCGGGACCGAAUCCGAAGAUAAUUCGAGGUGUUAUAGUAAUAAUUGGUGACAUGAACAUAUCUUAUAGAAUUUGUUCUACUAGAGUUGGUUGUUACUGUAAUUCAAAACCAUACCAGCCACACGAUUCAUGUUACUCAUGUAACAUGAGUGACAAAUUAGACCAUGAAGGGUAUAGCCUUGAGCACCCAGGCUUUCCAGUACUCCGAGCACUAGUAAGUGAUGCACUAAGUUCAGGCUUUGCAUGUGUUCACCUACACUUGAAUGUGAAUUUAGGAAUGGCGUCUGAAGCUUUUCCAGAUUCAAUUCCACUCAGAUCAUUUCCAAUUUCACUCUACAGUGAUGUGCUUCUAGAUUUAAACUGUGCACUUGAUAAGGUGUCACAAAGGUUCCCAAACUCUCCAAUACUAGCAGUUGGCAUAUCAUUUGGUGCAAAUAUUCUACUGGAAUAUAUGGCAGUGUCGGCACAAGGCGGCUCAGUAAAAUUAUUCUCAGAUACAGAAGAUAAUGGACAGAAUACAAAUACAUUCCCAGACAAUCAUUCCUUUAAUUCAUUCGAUAGUUUUUCACAACUUAAAACACAUAUUGAUCCUGUUAACACAGUUGGUAACACAAUUGGUAAUACAAUUGGUAACACUGGUGGUAAUACAAAUGUUAGUGUGAUUGAUAGUGUGUCAGAGACUAAAGUUAAAUCGAAGAAGUCAAAGACAAAUCAAUAUGACUCGGAUAAACUUGGUAACAUAAACUUUGAUGAGAUUUAUGAGGACCAUUUUCUACUUAAUUUUAAUAAGGAGGAGUUUAAUACGGAUAUAAAAACAGUAUAUCCAGAGGAGUCUAGAGAAGUGUAUUUGAAUCCUGAACGUAUAUCCGCGGCUGUAUGUAUUAAUCCAAACCUGAGACUAUCAAGUAACAUACUAUACAACUUAUCUAAGCGUAGAAAACGUUCAAUGUAUAGGAGAUUUUGUUUAUCCAAAUUCAGAAUUGAGUUAAUUUCACUAUUAAACUCAGUACACUGUAAGAGAUCGAAUACUAAGUUAACAAAGGAGUGUACUAACUUCAACUGCUGUCACUACAGUAAAGUCAUUUCUAAAUACAACUUCAUUAAGAAGAUAUUUUACUAUUUCUACAUCAAGAGAUCGAAAUGUCAUAAAUAUUCCAUUGAGAAAUUGAUUACACAUUUACAUCGUGAAUACCGUCACUCAUACCGUGAUCUAGACAAAACAGACUAUAUAAAUUAUGGCGAAUUUUUAUUUAAUAGGUGUGGAGUCCGGACUACAGCGGAUUUUAAGUUAUCAGUACUAAUGACUGUGAAACAUAGAUUUGAACGUGAAGGACAAGAUAGUAAGAUCAAAGUUAGACAUAUAUCUGAACCACCAAUAUAUAAAUGUAUUAAUAAGAAUGUUUGUACAAAUUUAAGAAUAGGGAAAUCAAUUUUCUCUAGAAAGUUAAACAAAGUACAUAAAAUGUUAAAUUCCAAAGUUACUAAAUAUAUUACCAAUUUAAUUAAUUCUGAGUAUACUCGAAAUCUUACUAAUAUUAAAGAAAAUCUUGAAUUACUCAAAACACCAACACUCGUAUUAUAUUCACUUGAUAAUUCCAUUUUCACACUUAAAGAUAUUGAUAUUUUCGAUGUUAUCAAGAAUCCGAAUAUUGUAUAUUAUGUAUCACAAACAGGUGGAUUAUCAACAUUUCUUUCAGGUAAUAUAUAUAAAUUUAUAUUAUUUAUAGGAUUAAGACCAUCAACAUGGUUUAUAGCACCAAUAUUAGAAUUUCUAGAAGAAAUGUCAACAAAAUCUAAAACUUUCUAA
Messenger RNA from Theileria annulata, 3354 nucleotides. RefSeq lists its product as uncharacterized. Gene Ontology annotation, molecular function: short-chain carboxylesterase activity; monoacylglycerol lipase activity. The record is from RefSeq and is a predicted model, not a curated record. Bases 1 to 3354 code for a protein of 1117 amino acids. NCBI's taxonomy places the organism in Eukaryota, Apicomplexa, Aconoidasida, Piroplasmida, Theileriidae. The transcript is spliced from 3 exons.